Molecule: messenger RNA, 2552 nt
Organism: Chiloscyllium plagiosum (whitespotted bambooshark)
Lineage: Eukaryota; Metazoa; Chordata; Chondrichthyes; Orectolobiformes; Hemiscylliidae
Gene: efcab12
Product: EF-hand calcium binding domain 12
Source: RefSeq, a predicted model, not a curated record
GCCAAUCACAGCACUACAUGGCGAGCCAAUCAGAGCAGAGGAUAGGCAGCCGGCUCGGUUGUCGUGGUAACGGUACGACGACGCGUUCAAACAACAUGGGUCCGAAACAGGGAGCGAUGGAGAACGGCGUACGCAUGAAGGAGGAUCCAGUCACGGAGGGAGACCCGGCUACGGAAGGGGUCCCGCUCUCGGACGACGGUCCGGUCUCUGAAGGGGACCCGCUCUCGGAGGACGGUGCGGUCGCCGAGGCAGACCCGGUCACGGACUGGCCUAUGUGCCGCCGCCGCCGCCGGGAAAUGGUGCGGACUCACUUCUUCAAAAUGGCCUCGACGACGUUCGGGUUCCCCAGAUGUAAGCUGAGGGUCAGCACCGCGAUGAGGGCUCCGGAGCGGGCCCAGCCUCGGCUUCCCGCGCGGCUGCCGGCGGACCAAUCCCUGCAGGAGGUGGCGGAGGUGGAGGAGGCGGCGGCGGCACGCUCAGGCUUGGAGGCGGGGGGCUGGAAUGAGGCCGAGUACACCGAGUGGCUGUCUGCCAGGAAGCGGCAGCGAGCCGAGCUGCAGGUCAUGGAGAAUGUGCGGAGGUGGAUCAACAGCAAACUCUCCGCCAACGACCUGGAGCUCCGCGUCCUCGAGUCACUGGAGAGGCAGCAGCGGGCGUCCAGGCACAAAGACAGCCUGGGCUUGAGUGAGCCCACCCCAGUCGAGAUAAACACUUCGCAGAAAGAAAUGGAAUUGAGCUCAUUUUAUGACAUUGGUUUGAUGAUGAAUUUAUCCUCUCUGGAGCCAGAGGAACUACUUAAGGAAAAUUGGGAUCAAGAACAGCGGAGAUCAGAGGACAUCUUCUCAAGCAGUAAAACAGAACAAAAAGAGAAACAUUCACAAGAUGUCUUCACGCAGUUUGACAAGGACAAACUGCAUCACAUGGAUUUGAUGGGAAAAUGUCUGCUUGUGAGAGGAGAGAAGCGUACCAUAGCCUGUCAUUCACUACCGACUACAAUAGCUGGAGAGAUGGGAAAGGCAAACAAUGUGCAUAGGCAACGCUGCCUUGAGGAAUAUAAGAAAAUCCUGAAAAUGUGCCAAUACUAUGGCAUCUCUUUUACUGAAAGAAUGCUUGAGAAAGCUUUACUUCAUCCUGGAGACAAAUUGAAAAUGGAGCCAGGUUUGAAAUUAAGGCCUCCUGGGACUGGCUUGUUACCUAAUCAUGAAGUGGAAAAAUGGGUCUCCACCAGACGGCUUAUCGCUUUGGAACAACUUAAUCGACAGUUGGCUGAAAAAAAAGGUGAAAUUCAGAGGGAGUCGAAGCUUGAAAACAUUACCGUGAAGAAUGUCAGUCAAGAAACAAAGCUGAGGAAAGGUCACAGGAAAAAGAAGGGCAGCAGAACUCAUGCACCCAGCAACAAGAAACAACACAUGACAUUCGACGAUUAUGUGAAGUUCAAAAGAAAGUUGAAGGUGAAGGCGCAGUCAGUGCCAGGCCUGACCGCCAGUGCUCAGGCCAACCCAUAUGCCUUCUGGCCUGGCCAUCUAUUGGACAAAGUGCGCAUGUACCUUCCAUAUGCCACGUUAGAACACCAAGAAGUAUUCUUCAGUAACACGCAUCAAGAUGCAAGGCUCAGUCCCUAUCGCUACUACAGCAACAAUAGCUGGCCCAUCAGUAAACAGGGAUAUCUUACAUAUGGAGACAUAGACAUGCACAAGCGCUACUGGCUGUGAUCCACCAGUGUGCCUUUGCACAGGAUCUGCGAUUUUUUUCCCAGGAACUGUUCGACAUUUGGAAAAUGCAGAAAACUGUUAAUUCCUUCCUGUAGUAAAAAAAUGAGUUGUACAAAUUCUUCAAAGUUGUUAAAGAAUUUUAAAAGUCUGUGCGCAGAUAGAAAGUACAGGACUUUUACUUUGGUCAGAAAACUUUUAAAUUUUUAUCCCCGAAAUGAACAAGUAUGGUCACUAAGUACACUUAAUCUUGUGACAGGAAAACAGCUUAAAUCAAUUACAAUGUUUUAUUCGCAUUUCCAUCACAUGUUUGUUUCUCAUGUUUACUAACUACAAGUGUUCCCAUUAGUUAAUCAAAGGUGGACUAGGGGAUGCGCUCUGAUUAAAUUGCUCCAUGAGGCAAAACAUCCUUUCAACAUCCAUCCUACCAUGUCCCAUCAAUACAAUCACUUUCAGUCAUCUGAAAUCCAAUGUGCAGUGGCCCAACCUAUUCAUCCCAAACGUUUGUUGAGUGAAUCUUCUCUGAAUUGGUUAUUAAGUUAAUUAAAUACUUUCUUGGCUAAGGGAAACAAAACGAUGCAUGUUAUUUGAGUUGUGGUCUAACUAAUGCCCUGUAAAAGUGUAACACAUCUUCUCUACUUUUAUACUUGAUUCUCCUUGGAAUAGAGGCCAACGUUCAUUUCCUUCCUAAUUAUUUGCUGUACCUUGUUAAAAAUCCUCACUGAUUUUUCAAUAUUUUUAUUUUACUCUCUUAUCAGUUUUGGUUUGGACCUGUGAAAUGUGAGCUCAAGAUGACCUUUGGACAGAAGGUAGCACUUGUAUUAAAACAAAUUGUUACUUGUU